GUAUGUAUUUUUGCAAAAUCCGUGGUCCCAUAUAUACCAUUUUGAAUCAUCAUACAAAACAAUAGUUUAGUCUCUUUUAUUUUAACAACCCUUCAAAGUUGUUAUAAAUUCUAUUUCAUUAAAGAAAGAGAGGUCUAAGUCUAACACAAGCUUUCAUCUCCGGGAAAGAUAUGGAUGGAUCAUCAAGUAUUAUUCCGGUAGAGAAAGUGGCCGGAGAUGAGAAAAGAGAGCUUCAAGGGCUUCUUAAGGCGGCGGUUCAAUCUGUGGAGUGGACUUAUAGUGUCUUCUGGCAAUACUGUCCUCAACAACGGGUAUUGGUGUGGGGAAAUGGAUACUACAACGGUGCAAUAAAGACGAGGAAGACAACUCAACCAGCCGAGGUAACAGCAGAAGAAGCUGCACUAGAGAGGAGCCAACAGCUAAGGGAGCUUUACGAGACGCUUUUAGCCGGAGAAUCAACGUCGGAAGCAAGAGCAUGCACCGCGUUAUCGCCGGAGGAUUUGACCGAGACAGAAUGGUUUUAUCUUAUGUGUGUCUCUUUCUCUUUCCCUCCUCCUUCAGGUAUUUUGUUUUUUUGUAGGAUGCCAGGAAAAGCGUAUGGAAGGAGGAAGCACGUAUGGCUAAGUAGUGCAAAUGAAGUUGACAGUAAAACUUUUUCUAGGGCUAUUCUUGCUAAGAGUGCCAAAAUUCAGACUCUGGUUUGCAUUCCUAUGCUUGAUGGUGUUGUGGAACUUGGUACAACUAAGAAGGUAAAAGAAGAUGUAGAGUUUGUUGAGCUUAUAAAGAGUUUCUUCAUUGGCCACUCUAGUUCAAACCCAAAGCCUGCUCUUUCUGAACACUCCACUUACGAAGUGCAUGAAGAAGCCGAAGAAGAAGAACAAGAAGAACAAGAAGAAGAAGUUGAAGAAGAGAUGACAAUGUCAGAGGAGAUGAUGAUUGGCUCUCCUGAUGAUGAUGAUGUCUCCAAUCAAAAUCUACGUUCUGAUCUUCAAGUAGAAUCAACUCACACGUUAGAUACACACAUGGACAUGAUGAACCUAAUGGAGGAAGGGAACUAUUCUCAGACAGUAACAACACUUCUCAUGUCACAUCCCAAUAGUCUUCUUUCAGAUUCAGUUUCCACAUCUUCUUACGUCCAAUCAUCUUUUUCCACGUGGAGGGUUGAGAAUGUACUCAAAGACCAUCAGCGAGUGGAGUCUCAAUGGAUGCUCAAACACAUGAUCUUGAGAGUUCCUUUCCUCCAUGACAACAACACUAAAGACAAGAGUCUACCCCGGGAAGAGCUGAACCAUGUAGUGGCAGAGCGACGAAGAAGAGAGAAGUUGAAUGAGAAGUUCAUAACAUUGAGAUCAAUGGUUCCGUUUGUGACCAAGAUGGAUAAAGUAUCAAUCCUUGGAGACACCAUUGAGUACGUGAAUCAUCUUCGGAAGAGGGUACAUGAGCUUGAGACUACUCAUCUUGAACAGCAACAACAAAAGCGGACGCGUACUUGUAAGAGAAAAACAUCAGAGGAAGUAGUGGAGGUUUCCAUCAUAGAGAGUGAUGUUUUGUUAGAGAUGAGAUGUGAGUACCGAGAUGGUUUGUUGCUUGACAUUCUUCAGGUUCUUCAUGACCUUGGUAUAGAGACUACCGCGGUUCAUACUUCGGUGCACGACCGUGAUUUCGAGGCGGAGAUUAGGGCUAAACUGAGAGGGAAGAAAGCAAGUAUAGCUGAGGUCAAAAGAGCCAUCCACCAAGUCAUUAUACAUAUUAAUACUAAUCUAUAGAUCCUAACUUUAUAUAUUGAUGCCAACUCUAGAUUAUAAAGAUAACUAAACGUACCGAUAAUGCAACAUAUAUAAAUGCAAAUGGACUAAAUCAUGUUAUAUUUGAUAAUUACCAUUUGCAA
This is a messenger RNA of Capsella rubella, 1888 nucleotides long. Its product is annotated as transcription factor TT8. The record is from RefSeq and is a predicted model, not a curated record. The transcript has 7 exons. NCBI's taxonomy places the organism in Eukaryota, Viridiplantae, Streptophyta, Magnoliopsida, Brassicales, Brassicaceae. Gene Ontology annotation, molecular function: protein dimerization activity. The coding region runs from base 171 to 1766 and encodes 531 amino acids.